UGCGGAUUUUUGUGUGAAAAAAAUAUUCAACCCAUGCAAAGAGUAGAAACAACAAAGUUUUCUUUUAUUUUUUUUAUUUUUUUUUGGAUUCCCAGCCUUUUUUUCUAAUUCUUUUUUUCCUUUUUGUUUCCUUUUUACUUUUUUUUUUUUUACUAGGUCUUUUUUUUUUUUAUUAAUAAGGAUACUCAACGUUUUUUUAUAUAUAUUUGUUGACUAUGUCUGCUUAUUCUACCAACCGCUUUGGAGCAUUGCUCUUAGGUGAAGAAGAAACUGAGGUUGACAAGUUAGGGAAUACCAAACCCUCUGACAAGGAAGAUACUAGACCAGUACGACCUCGUCGUACACAUCAACCAGCUAUGUCACCCCCUUCUCGACGCGCUCGUGGAGAUCAUGAUACUUUUGAAACCUUACACAAAGAACAACAUCAACCCGAUGAUCGUGAACGAAAAGGAAGAGAUGCUUCUCGUCGUCAUGGUAUCAUACCUAAUGAACGUGGUCGUGUUUUUGAUCGACGUAGUGGAGAAGUUGGUGCACUUGGAACCAAGAAGAAAAAUGAACAAAGUUGGGGUCAUCUAGGUCAAUCUCAAAUAGAUGCUUAUGGAGAUACACCUGCACCUAGUGAUCCUGCUGGAGAAGGAAAUCCUGAAUCACCAGCACCAGAAGAAGAAAGUAAUGUGAUGACUUUGGAUGAAUACAGAAAAAACCAUCCUGCAGCUAAACCGUCUUUACCACCUCCUCGUGAAGCCAAUGAUGGACAAGAAGAUCCCAAAUGGAAGGAUGGGAUUAUAGUACAUCGUGCUGAUGCUGAUGAUUAUUAUUCUGGCAAGGAAUCAACAAACAAGACCCGUAUAAGAACCAAAAAGGAAAAAGUAUUUAUUGAUAUUGAUCCACCAAGACAUCAACCUACUCGAGGACGAGGUGGAAGAAAUGAUAGAAGUCGAGGUAAUACUGGUAGACGUGGUCGUGGACGUGGUGGUGGUAGAAAUCAACAUAGUGUCAAUCUUUCUGAUGCUAGUGCUUUCCCAACCCUUGGUUAGUAUCUGUUUUAGUUUAGUUUUUUUUUUUAUAGUUUAUUCAUUAUAUAUAUAUAUAAAUAUAUAUAUAAAUAAAAUAAGAUAAAUAAACUGAUGACGAAUGAAAUGUU
Molecule: messenger RNA, 1144 nt
Organism: Halteromyces radiatus
Lineage: Eukaryota; Fungi; Mucoromycota; Mucoromycetes; Mucorales; Cunninghamellaceae
Exons: 5
Coding region: 216-1037 (273 amino acids)
Cellular component (GO): nucleus; cytoplasm
Molecular function (GO): RNA binding
Source: RefSeq, a predicted model, not a curated record